AUGGAGAAGAUGAAGAGUAAAAGAGAUGUGAUUGUAUGCAGAGGAUUAUGGUAUGCAAUGACUCUACUCUCCAUCUUUGGCCUCUCCAUAUCCCUCAACCUUCUCUUGCCAUCUGGUGACUCCUCGUCUCGGUUCCUAAGAGACGGUGCGGUCAGUGCCACAACAUUCUACGCAGUGACGAUACUCAGAUAUCUUUUCUUCACCGAUCCUCCCUCCACUUGCUACACGGAGUUUACUACACCUAAAAAGAGGAUUCCUCAGGUUGUGUUCUCGGAGCUUGCCUUGUACCUAGUGUUCAUAACGCCGCUAGCUUGUUCACUCGUGUUUACGGAGAACGUGUUGUCUUUGUUAUACAUAUCGUUAUUCACCAUAUCGUUGUUCACCGGAGGGAUAGGGCUUAUUCAGCUAACGGAAAAGUGUAGGAUGGAGACGAGACAUGCUUUGAUCACGCUUUUCUUCGGUUGGUUGUUUGGUCUUUUUGGCAUCUUUGAAGCUUUAUACUCUAAGGACUAUAACGGAGUGGCAUUGUUCGUUACCAGUCUUUAUGUAUUGGUUUCCUUUGGGCUCUUUGCGUAUAAUUUCCCCUCGGAGAAGGAGAAGGACUUGCAUACUUUGACUGCAUCUCCCGAAACGCUUGUCUGA
This is a messenger RNA of Arabidopsis thaliana (thale cress), 642 nucleotides long. RefSeq lists its product as uncharacterized. The record is from RefSeq and is marked reviewed. The transcript has a single exon. Bases 1 to 642 code for a protein of 213 amino acids. NCBI's taxonomy places the organism in Eukaryota, Viridiplantae, Streptophyta, Magnoliopsida, Brassicales, Brassicaceae.